Messenger RNA from Cynoglossus semilaevis (tongue sole), 4069 nucleotides. It is a transcript of the gene stk10, whose product is annotated as serine/threonine kinase 10. The transcript has 20 exons. The coding region runs from base 537 to 3296 and encodes 919 amino acids. Gene Ontology annotation, molecular function: protein serine/threonine kinase activity; ATP binding. Gene Ontology annotation, biological process: protein phosphorylation. The record is from RefSeq and is a predicted model, not a curated record. Lineage: Eukaryota; Metazoa; Chordata; Actinopteri; Pleuronectiformes; Cynoglossidae.
CGCUGUUGGACAUUAGGGGGAGUGCGUGCUCACCAACCCGGACAUGAAGUCCAUUUAACUCACAGGAGACGUCAUGACAACAGCUUGUUCUUUCUAAGAAACUACAUUUCCAUGACGGCAGUGAGAGGGAGUGUCUGUUGGGCCACAAGGUGGGGCUUGAAGCGUAGUUUGAAUCAACAAGUUGAUCAUAGAAAGCGGCAGCAGCGGCAGACGCUCCAGUCGCUCCAGUCGCUGUCAUCAACGGCAGGUGGUCAACGUGCCUCCUUCAGCAAUACCGCAGUCAGUGAACGGGAUUAUUCUCUCAUGUUUUAACUGCACAGCCGGAAAAUAGAGAUGGUCACAGCUGGCUGACAUGGAAGGAGACGAAUAAGUCUUGUUUUUAUUUUACUUUUUAUAGUGAAGUAUAGGGAAGUACAACGAUUUUUAAAAAAACAUUUUGAUCGCGUUGCGCGUCUGUGCCUGCGUCAUGCCCUCUGUGUAGAGAGCCAUAGUUUUUUAUACCACAUUAUUUUUUGUUGCUAUUAUUUUUUGAGAAUAUGGCACUAGCGAGGUUCAGCAAAAUUCUUCGCCUGCCUACGAUUGAAAUCAAAAAGAAGCUCAAGCAGUAUGAGCACGUUCGCCGGGACGUUAACCCCAAUGACAUUUGGGAAAUUAUUGGCGAGCUUGGUGACGGUGCCUUUGGAAAGGUCUACAAGGCCAGAAACAAAGAGACAGACGCUCUGGCUGCAGCCAAAGUGAUCGAGACCAAAAGUGAGGAAGAGCUGGAAGACUACAUGGUGGAGAUCGACAUCCUGGCCAAAUGUGACCAUCACUACAUCGUCAAACUGCUGGAUGCGUUCUACUAUGAAAACAAGCUUUGGAUCAUGAUCGAGUUCUGUCCUGGAGGUGCUGUGGAUGCCACAAUGCUCGAGUUGGAUCGAGGUCUGACGGAGCCACAGAUUAAGGUGGUCUGUCGCCAGAUGUUGGAAGCGCUGGACUACCUCCACGGCAUGAAGAUAAUCCACAGAGACCUGAAGGCCGGUAACAUUCUCCUCAUGCUGGAUGGAGACAUCAAACUUGCUGACUUUGGUGUAUCUGCAAAAAACAACAAAACCCUACAGAGGAGAGACUCCUUCAUUGGAACACCAUACUGGAUGGCUCCAGAGGUGGUGAUGUGUGAGACCAUUAAGGACGCCCCCUAUGACUACAAGGCUGAUAUCUGGUCUCUGGGAAUAACACUGAUAGAGCUCGCCCAGAUUGAACCCCCGCACCAUGAACUCAACCCCAUGAGGGUGCUGUUGAAGAUCGCCAAGUCGGAGCCUCCCACCUUAGAUCAGCCACACAAAUGGUCGCCGGAGUUCAACGACUUCCUGAAGAAAUCUCUGGAUAAAAACCCCGAGACUCGUCCAUCUGCAGCGCAACUGAUGGAGCAUUCGUUUAUAAGAUCCAUGACGUCCAACCGUCCGCUGCGGGAGCUCGUGGCCGAGGCCAAGGCUGAGGUCAUGGAGGAAAUAGAGGACAAUAGAGAGGAAGGAGAGGAGGAAGACGCCAUGGAGCUCACUGUGUCUCCGGUUAAGGAGCCAUGCCAGACCAGCCAGACCAGUUUGGAAGGAGACCAGUCUCUUGAUAACCCCAGCCCCACUACACUCGCACCAACAACCCCAGUUCCUCCAACCAGGAAGGAACCUGUACCAGAUACACCGUCAGAGAAGCAGCCAGAUGCCGUCAUGGUGGCUCCCGUUCCUCUGCCCCGGCAGAAUCUGCCCCCAAAGCGUCCAGAGGAUUUGGGUGACAAACACGAGGACGAGGUCCUUCUCGAGUCUGAGAGUGAAGCCUCGACGAAAACGUCUUGCUCUGACUCGGGCAUUGAGGAUGGAAAGAGUAGUCCCACGUCUGAGGAGAAGGUUGUUAUGGAGACUCCAGAGACAGAGCAGCCCCCGUUGCCCCCCCUUGCAUCAGCAUCUGAGGAGCAGGUUGUCAUCAUUCUUGACUCAUCCGAUCUAGAGAAGCCCAAAAUCCAGGAGACAAGCCAAGAAAACGAUGUCACAUUAAAUGGAAACUCAACGGUGCCAAGUCCGAGUAAAACUGUCUUUCCUUCACCUGCUCCCGUACCCACGUCAACCCCUACGUCUGUCCCUGCCUCCAGUCCUCAGCCUAACGGCAGGAUAACCAGAGACGUCGCCGGUGAGACAUCAGUCGGAGGAAAUGCUGAACCCGUCUCACCGUAUAUCAACGGAGGAAUUCUCAACAAGCGGUACUCUUACUCGGGCAGCAUAUUGUCUGAGAGCAUGGACAUGUCCAUCCACAAGGAGAACAUGGUGAUCACUUCACGGGACUUCUCACGCAAGACUCUGAAGCGAACCAGGAGGUAUAUGAUCGAUGGUGUGGAGGUGAGCGUGACCACCUCCAAGAUCAUCGGAGAUGAUGAGAAGAAGGAUGAGGAGAUGAGAUUCCUGAGGCGUCAGGAGCUGCGGGAGCUUCGUCUUCUGCAGAAGGAAGAGCAUCGAGCGCAGGUUCUUCUAAACACCAAACUGGAGGCACAGAAAGAUCAGAUGCAAAGACGGUUUGACCAAGAGAUGAAUGCCAAGAAGAAGCACUUUGAUGUGGAGCUGGAAAACCUAGAGAAGAACCAGAAGCAGACCAUUGAGAGGAUGGAGGCAGACCACAGCGUCAGACUCAAGGACGAGACCAAACGCAUCAGAUCGGAGCAGGAACGCGACCUGCACCGGUUUCAGGAUCAGAUGAAGCACAAGAAAAAGGAGGUGAAGCAGUCUGUGGAUAAACUGCCCAGAAAUCAGCGGAAAGACACGUUAAAGCAGAGGCUGAGUUCCUUCCAGGAAAUGAAGAUAAGCGAGGAGGAGAAAUUCUUAACCACACAGAAGAACCACCUGGACAGUACGCUAAAGAAAAUUAUCAGCAACAACAAAAGAGAGAUUGCAGAGAAGGAGAGAGAAUGUCUGCAGAAGAAGCAAAACCUCAUACGACAACGCGAAGCGACGCUGUGGGACAUGGAGGAGAAAUAUCACUAUGAGAGACACCAGUUACUGAAGCAGCAGCUGAAAGAUCGGUACUUCCUUCAAAGGCACCAGCUCCUGAAGAAGCACGAAAAGGAGCAAGAGCACAUGCAGUGCUACAAUCAGCGGAUGAUCGAAAUCCUGAAAGGUCGGCAGCAGCAGGAAAAGCACCGUCUGCCUAAGAUCCAGAGAAGUGAAGCCAAGACUCGCAUGGCCAUGUUCAAGAAGAGCCUCCGCAUCAACUCCUCAGGCAGCGCCUCCGAGGACCGGGAGAAGGUCAAACAGUUUGCUCAGAGGGAAUAGAAACGCCAGAAAGCAGAGAGGCAGCAUCAGCAGCAGAAGCACGAGAACCAGAUGAGAGAGAUGAUUGGUCAGUGUGAGAGCAACGUCCGGGAGCUGAAGCAGCUACAGAAUGAAAAGUGCCAUCUGCUGGUUGAGAACGAGACCCAGAGGCUGAAGUUUCUAGAUGAGCAACACAACCUCUUCUUGAAGGAGUGGAGGGAACAGUUGAAACCCAGAAAGAAGGCCCUUGAAGCAGACUUGACACUGAAGAAGAGAGAGCAGGAGGCGUUCUUUAAAAUGAGUGAAACAUCUGAUUGUCCAAAUCCCAGCUCUCCCACCAAACUGUCAAAGUUUGUGCCUUACCAGGACGCUUUUAACACAUAAAACAGAAGACGGCCGCUGUGAUUUGUCUCCCACUUACUUACUUACACCCACUGACUCACCCAUCAUUACAUUUUUCCACAGGCCUUACAGUAGUCUGCUGCUUCAGUUUAAACUGUACAGAGCCUGUAACUGCAGUUUGUUCUUCUGGUUUAUUUUGGGAUUCUCUUCUGUUUUGGUUUGCUCUAAAUCACAUGAUUUUUAUUUUUCGCCCUUUAAAGACAAACACAACAUACAACUAAACAGCGGCAAGUCAAUGUGGUGAGAGGGAAAAAAAAUCAAGUUUUAAUGAAAAAAAAUCAGUUUCUGUCUGAAGCACACACAAAAAACCCAACAGAAGUCCGUGAGUCUGAAACGAAGCACUUUGUUUACCUGAUCCAUCAGUGCCGUCUUCCAAAUGUGUGUGAAAAGGA